AUCCAGUCAGGUCUUCUCUCUCUAAACCACACCUCUAGCUCACUAUAUAUUCUUCCUCUCUGCAGAACCAGCCUCUCACUCACAGAGCCGACAGACGCACUGACACAAGGUGUUGAUGUGCUCAGCACUUCUCUGUGUUUACAGUGCACGCCUCCUCCUCCUCCUCCUCCUCCUCCUCCUCCUCGGGGACUCUGGCUCGGGGCUGUCCAGGCUUGACGGAGCUCCAGAACCACGGAUCAGAGUCGGGAGGGGAACCGGAGCCUGAGCAGAGGAGACGCCUGAAGCAUGAAGGAUAAAACUCUGUGACUCUUCUUCUUCUUCUUCUUCUUCACUUUGCUGCGGGGCCUCAUCAAACAGGACGACUGAUCGAUUUCCUCCGCUGUUAUUUUGUCCAUCAGCAAAAACAUGUCUACAAAAGAUUUAACUGACGACUGCUAUGUGAAGCAUAAUGUCACGUAUCACACUCUCUCCUGGCUGAUGAUUGGAGAGUUCACACUGGGUCUGCCGCUCAACCUAUCGGUCCUCUUCAUCUUCAUCUUCAGAUUCAAGUUCUGGAAGAACAAAAGCAUCCUGCUCUUCAACAUCGUGGUGGCCGACUUCCUGCUGGUGAUCUGUCUCCCAGUCAGGAUCCACAACUACCAGCACGGCCUGCGGCGCAGCGGCGAGAACGCCGUGUGCAAGACCAUGCUCUUCAUGCUCUUUCUCAACCGAGGAGCCAGCAUCACCUUCCUCAUCACGCUGACCAUCGACCGCUACUUCAACGUGGUCCACCUGGGGAGGAGGAACUUUGUCCGAAGGCUGAAGAAAUCUCCUGCGUUCUCCAUCAUCAUCUGGGUCCUGCUGCUGCCGCUCACCGUGCCCACCAUGCUCCAGAAGGAAGGCUGCUGCAACAGCCUCGGACGAGUUGCGACACCAGAAGAGAAAGUGGUGGACACUUUGAGAGAGGUGGUCUUCUUCUCUCAGAUCCUCGUCCCCUUCGUCAUCCUGGUCUACUGCACGGUGCGCAUCGUCCACCGGCUCAGGAAGAAGACCGUGGGGGAGAAGGCCAAGCUGAGGAGAGCCGUGUGGCUGGUCAUGUCUGUGGCCGUGGUCUUCUCCAUCUGCUUCCUGCCCUGCGCCGUGGGCCGAGCGGUGCUGAUGUGGGUUCGGUUGAUGAAGUACGAGGAGGCCGAGGUGUCCGUGGUGCAGGUGUACGACAGCCUCAUGGUUCUGUCCUACACCGACUGCCUGCUGGACCCGCUGGUCUACUGCUUGAGUAACACGGGGUUUAAGAACGCCUACGUCUCCACCUUCUGCCCCACGUUCCUGCAGAAGAGGCUGAAGAAGUACGACGUCAGCUCCACGACAGGAACCAACACAGCUACAACCUCUGCAGCCAGAAAAAUCUCACUGCCGUUAACAAACAAGGGAAAUGCUCUGCUGCCCAAAGUGUGAAUCUAGAUCUGAAGGCCUCAGCCGAGCAGAUGAUAACCACUGCUUCUGUUCUCAGCUGCCGUGGCACAUCAGACUCUUUCUUUCUGUCAAUGAUGAACAUUAAAGGUCAUCAAAGGUCGUUUCACCAGCAAGAACAGCGCCACAGUGAAAUAUGAUGGAAGGGUGUGAAUGGAAAUGGAAAAAAGAGGAUGAGGGGAUGAGGGAGGGAUGGAGGGAUGUUUGUGAUCUGUGAGCAGGGGCGUUUCAAGGGACUUUGGGGGCUCCAAGCAAGAGGGCCCCCCCUACACCAUCCCAGGUGCAGCACAAACUCAGAGCUGCAGCUUUGGGUAUCGCUUCAAAGUAAAAGCUGGAUUGUGUCGCUAAAAAUAUAUUUUUAUAUCUGUAUUUAAUUAUAAUAUAUUCUUGUGAGUCUGCGUUCAGGAGCCGAGAGAAUGAGACGUUUCCUUUGUGAUUAUAUUUUAUCUGACUCCUGCAACAUUCACAAAGUGCUAAGAAGAUGAAAACUUAAAAAAGUAAAUCGUCUGAACACCGUGUCCUGCAGGAGCCUGGAAGGAUUUUAAAACUCUCCUCACUCACAGAGUUUACAGGUCGUUGGUGAAGUUGAUUAUCACAACUGGAUAAUUUGUGUAUCACAGUACAGCCGACUGGAGAUGUUUGUGUACGGCAGCAGUAAACACACAGAAUACAGGUGAUGCAGCUGCACAACAACAAAUCAGCAGGAUACCACUGAUCCAAACACACUUCACUUUUUCCCCCAAACCCACCCUGAUGUUGACCUGCUGCUGAUCACAGGCAGCCGCCACAGACUCUGAGUCCAGGUUGUGUAGCCGGCACAUUCCCACACGUCGUUAUCAGAUGCGUUCGACUCUUUGAACAUUUUUAAGGCGUGACCCUUUUCGCUCUGGGCGGGUUUGAUGGGUUUUGGUCUGUGAGUUGAGGCGAGCGGCUGCAGAGCAGGAACAGUUUUUUAGAUUCUAGUGUAAUCUUGAAUAUAACGGCAACAACAACAACAACAGAGAAAGGAAGUGUGCAAACAAAUAUGGCAAAAAUUGAGUAGUAAGUUAGAAAAGUUAGAUUUUCUUUGGUUUCACGUGUCGAUCUGAAGCACAACUUGAGGCUCUGGACUUGGUCUGAGGUUUUCAUCCUGUUUGGCUCCUCGUUUUCAUCCUGAGAUAUUUGUUUUUUAUUAUUGUAUAUAUAUAUUAUUCAUUUUUGCGUCUGUCACUUGUUAGAAUCGUCACCAACACUGUGAAUCUCCUGCUGUGUUCUCACAUGGGCCCGUCUGUUCUGUGAGACACUGACCUGUCAGUAGCGUCAGCAGGCGGCUGUGCUCCUGUAGAACCUGGUGGAUCUGCUCGAUGUGCAGCAGCAGCUCACAGGGACGAGCUCCAGCCUGCAAACAACCAAACACGUUUCAAUCUCUGUGACAGGCAGGGGGCGCAAUGCUGAGGUUAUGCUGCCAUCUAAAGGAGAGAGAAGGAACUGAGGUUAAAGUUGACAUCAGGUCACAUUGAUAUUGUAUAACGUGAAUAUUUGCUUCUCAAUAAAGUUCCGUGCU
Molecule: messenger RNA, 2992 nt
Organism: Pleuronectes platessa (European plaice)
Lineage: Eukaryota; Metazoa; Chordata; Actinopteri; Pleuronectiformes; Pleuronectidae
Product: hydroxycarboxylic acid receptor 2
Exons: 3
Coding region: 406-1434 (342 amino acids)
Biological process (GO): G protein-coupled receptor signaling pathway
Cellular component (GO): membrane
Molecular function (GO): G protein-coupled receptor activity
Source: RefSeq, a predicted model, not a curated record